GUCAAAGAACAACUCUAGGGUGACGAAUGGCUUCCAUACCACAUGUCAACUUGUGUCGAGUGCUUACUGAAAAUUCUUUAAAUGAUGAAAAAUGUCAUCAAAUCGCAAUUGUUGUGUCGUGGGAUGUAAUAGUACUGAAAAAAAAAGUGAUGGUGUACAUUUUUAUACUUUUCCUAAUCGACCAUGGGAAUUGGAACGAAGGAAAUAUUGGAUAAGUGUUGUCCGUCGUAACACUUCAGACGGUAAGCCAUGGAAGCCAAGUAAAAAUUCAAGAAUUUGCAGUCUACAUUUUUGCGGAGGUGAAAAGUCUAACAAUCCUGCAAAUGAUGCAUACAAUCCAACAAUCUUCCCGUCCGUCUACAAAACGAGAAAAUAUUCAAAUUCAAAAAGAGCGGAGAGAUUAACAGCGAGAAGAAAGAGAUUGCAGGAAGUCACUGCUGGUUUCACACCGCUUAAUAAUUUUUCUUGGACAAACGAGGCAGGAAUCUCCACUGAAACCAUGGACUCAAUGGAUGAUUAUACGAAUGGAGGAAAUAAUUUUGAACAUGUGGCUACCCAAACCGAACCAAUUUUUUUCAAUGAUUCACCGAUACCUAGUGAUGGCCCAUCAACAUUAUUUUGCUGGCAAAAUUCAGUAACUAAUGAAGCUUCCACACAAACAUCUAUCGUCUUGACAAAUAAGUGCCAAGUCAAAGUGUCGAUACCACUACCAAAAAAAACUAAAAAUGUUUGCAUUGGCCCAGACUAUCCAUUAAAAAUGGGAUUUGCUGGAUUUGAGGACAUAAAAGAUGACACAACGAUGAAGCAACUGGGAGGAAUAUCCUUAUCUUUUUUUCACGUGUUACUGGCAUUUAUUCAACCGCAAGAAAAGGGACAGCCAGCUUUUUACAGAAUUUUGAACGGAAAGAAUAGACUGCUAUUGUUCUUAAUGAAGAUGAAACUUGGAUUAAGCUUUGGAGCAAUCGGAUGCAUUUUUAAGGUUUCAAAAACAACUGCUUCAAAUAUAUUUUAUGAAGUUCUUGAAACUCUUUAUGAAAAGACGAAAACUUGGAUAUUUUGGCCUUCGAGGGAAGCAAUAAAAGAAAUCAUGCCUUCAGCAUUCAAGGAUCAUCCUAAUUGUCGUGCAAUAAUAGAUUGCACUGAACUUCCGUGCGACACACCACCAACUGUUGAACAACGAAUCCAUAUGUACUCGAGAUAUAAGGGCGGCUUCACGGUCAAGUUCUUAAUUGCUAUUUCUCCUUCAGGUAUGAUCACCUUCAUUUCUAAAGGAUAUGGUGGUCGCUCUACUGAUGGAUUUAUUACCAAUGAUUCCGGAUUCAUAAGCCUGGUGGAACCUGGUGAUGAAAUUAUGGCGGACAAAGGAUUUCCUCAAAUAAGAACUGUACUUCUCGAACGUCAGUGUGUACUCGUAAUGCCUCCGUUUGCUAUGAAUCCUCAAUUUACAGUGGAAGAAAUUUCUCAGGGUUAUUCGAUAGCAUCAGUUCGAAUUCAUGUAGAGAGGGCUAUUCAACGGGUAAAAAUUUUUUGCAUUUUACGUCACAUUUCUAUUGAAUUGUUAGAAUACAUAGAUAAAAUCAUGUACAUCGCCUGCGUUCUGGCAAAUAACAAAGAACCAAUCAUUCGGUUGGAGGCUCCGGACUCUGAAUAAAACUUCAACAGAAAACAAGAAUUUUUAAAUAUAUUUAUUUUGAUAAAACUUUACAGCAUAAAAACUUGAAAGAAUUAAUAACGAAUUAUAAACUUUUGUAUUCAUAAAAUCUUCCAUAGUUAUUAAUAAAAACACUGGUAUAUAA
Messenger RNA from Venturia canescens, 1796 nucleotides. RefSeq lists its product as uncharacterized. The transcript is spliced from 3 exons. Lineage: Eukaryota; Metazoa; Arthropoda; Insecta; Hymenoptera; Ichneumonidae. The coding region runs from base 92 to 1651 and encodes 519 amino acids. The record is from RefSeq and is a predicted model, not a curated record.